Molecule: messenger RNA, 1575 nt
Organism: Lucilia cuprina (Australian sheep blowfly)
Lineage: Eukaryota; Metazoa; Arthropoda; Insecta; Diptera; Calliphoridae
Product: low molecular weight phosphotyrosine protein phosphatase 1-like
Exons: 3
Coding region: 832-1308 (158 amino acids)
Biological process (GO): protein dephosphorylation
Cellular component (GO): cytoplasm
Molecular function (GO): non-membrane spanning protein tyrosine phosphatase activity; acid phosphatase activity
Source: RefSeq, a predicted model, not a curated record
GGUGGAGACUAUAAAAUAAUCCCGAUUUAACCUGCUGAAGACUAUUUAAACUCAAAUACAUAUAUACUGGCGGACUCUUAAAACUCUAAAAAUUAUUUCUUGUGGAGAACAAUGUAUACUUUGUUUCGUGAUGCAUCUUCCUUUAUGAAGGUAUAGGUCGCUUGGUUUCUCCGGACACACGUGACAACCAAUCUAUUUAAAACCCCAAAAAAAGUAUACAUGAAUGAUAUUAAAUGCAUAUUAUGAGUUUAUGAAUGUUAUGGAACAAUCGAAACCGUUUUCCUCAAAUAAUCCUUUUUUUGUGGUUCACCAGUUCUUUUAGUAAAUUAGAGAUAAAAGCUUAGUAGAUAAAAUUUUUCAAAGCAUCAGUAUAAUUCAGACGGACAUGAUUGUGGAAUUUAAUAAACUAAAAUUAAACAAUUGUUUAUGUUUUAAAAAUUGUACCCAUAAAUUUUUAAAAAGUUUUAAAAUUUUAAAAAGAUACAUACAUUUUUUACAUUUUGAAAAAAAGUUUGAAAACAUGUAUAAGUUUGUAGGGUUUUAACCAACUUAUAACUGUUGAAUUGGAAAACAUUUUAUUCUCUAGCUAAAUAAAGAGCAAAUCCAUUUGUUAUUAGAAAAAAACACAAAAAAUACUCUCUCUGAUAUAAACAAAUUUAAUUUCACAAUAGUUCUCAAUUCUAAAUAACAAACAAUUCUUGGCAUUAGUAUUUUGUAUUUCGUAAAUAAAAGUUGUAAAUAAAUUAAUAAAAUACUAUAGUUAAUAAUAAGCAAAUUUGUUUAAUUAAUAUUAAAUAUAAUAAUAAAAAAAAAUUAAACUUUUCUAAUGUAAUGGUGAAGAAAAUCUUAAUGGUUUGUUUAGGUAAUACAUGUCGCUCUCCCAUUGCUGAAGCUGUCAUGAUCGCCACAAUCAAAAAAUAUCAUGUCUAUGAGGAUUGGGAAGUAGAUAGUGCGGCUAUUGCUGAUUGGCAUGUUGGUAAAGAACCCAAUAUUCGUUCUAUGAAUAUUAUGAAAACAUAUAAAUUACCCUAUAAAAAUCGGGCGCGUCAAAUAAAAGCAUCUGAUUUUAAUGAAUUUGAUUAUAUUUUUGGUAUGGAUUUAUAUAAUAUGGCUAAAUUGGAUGCCUGUAUGCCUCAGGGUUCAAAAGCAAAACUAUUGAUGUUGGGUGAAUUUGGUUUGCCGGAAUCUGAUAGAAUUAUAGAGGAUCCAUAUUGUGCCCGUACUGAUGCUGCAUUUGAGAAGGUCUAUCAACAAUGUGUGGUGGCAUGUGAAGCGUUUUUGCAGAAAGCGUUAGCAAAUGAAAUUUAGAUAUUAAUAAUUUGUUGUAUAUAUUUAGAACCAUAAAAAAACAAAUAUGCUCUAUAAUUAUAAAUCGAAUUUAUUAUGUUCAGUGGUCAUAACAUUGAAGGGAAAUAGAAAAUAUCCUUUUUUUAUUAAAAGUUUAAAUUAUGUACUUGAAAAUUUUCUUAAGAUCAAUGUAUAUCCCCCUUGAUCUUGCAAACUAGUGCCUUCUAUCUAAAGGGUCACCAACUGUGGACUUUAUACUAAUUUAAAUACAUAUGUAAAGUAAAAAUU